UCAUAAAUAAUUUUAUGAGUGAAAACGAAAGUCAUCAUGUCGGAAGAUACCAAGAAAAUAUUACAGAAAUUUUUUGUUACCCUUCGUAACAAUGUAAAUGCUACAGCAAUUUAUCGCGAGGUUUGGGGUCUGACACAAUUUGACAGAGAGUCAAUUACUAUCACACAAAAGACAAACACCGAAGCUGUUGAUAAAUUGGUGGAUAUCGUUGGAAGCAGAAGCACUCGGAGUUUUGUCAGUUUUGUUGAUGCACUUAAGAAGAAUGGCCAUACUGAGAUUGCCGACAAUAUCUUAUUGGAAGCGAAACAGAAUUAUCCACAUAUUCAUCGUGCUCUCCAUUCAGUUCUCGUAUUGCCAACAGCGACAGUGCCACCUUCUAGUAAUACGCAAUAUAACCAAACAAAGAAAUGUGUAGAAAAUCAAGCCUAUAGCAACGCACAGACUACGCCAAAUGUUAGGAACGAUCAGAACAAUAUACGACAAGCACAACAUGAGGACGCAGCCACCCAAGACACAGAAGAUAGUGACUCUGAGAACGAAUCUUGUAUUUUUACACUUGAUACUAAACUGAGCCAGAUACCGUAUACAUAUGUUGAGGCAUGGGAGGAAGAAUUGCGCGAAAAGAACCAGUGGAAAAAGUUGGCCACGAAGAUGAAUCUCAGCUACCGGACUGUAAAAGAAUUAGAGAAAGAAGAAGAUCCAGUUGACAAUUUUUUUGAGCGUCAUUGUUCAAAGCUUACCAUUGAAAGGUUUUUAAAGUACUUGACAAAGGCUAGUCUGACCAGCGUUAUAGCUAUGGUACGGAAGCAUGUGGAUGAAAGUGAAGGCAGUUCUGGCGUCCAGCAAACACCUUUGCAAGAGGAAGGAAAUAACGCACCUGUUCCAACAGAACUUUAUAACGACACGCAUGGAGUUGUACCACAUAUGAACUGUCUAAAUCUAGACGAUAGUAUAACAGACAACACACAGAUCCCAUGUAAUGACAACAAGCCUCCCAGCCCCCUUAUCUCAAAGAGAACGAAUAUUGGAAGUGUGUCGAAUAAUGAAUCAUCUGUCAACAUCGCAAAAGUGGAAAACUUGACGAUUAUUACAACUCAAGGACCUUCUGAAAGUUCAUUGACAGAUAAAGAUGGAUCUGUGAAUUCUGCGGAGAUUGGAAAGAACAUUUUACCUGACGAUAAAGAGGUAAAUAGUUCCGGACAGUCUGAACAACGAUUUGAGAAUGAAUAUCCAGAUACUCUUGUCCCUGGCGAUCUGCAAUCUGGGGGUAAAUUGCCACCAUUGCAAGAGUUAAACAUUAGAGAAAAGCCCAUCCUAGCUAAACACGAGAGAGUUAAAGAAAAUUAUAAUGACCAAUGGUGUGUGAAUUUGUUGGACGAAGGAAGAAUGCAUGAACAAUUUGAUAAUAGUCAAAGUUCAUCUUCACCAACAGAAGCAAUUGCUAAACAGUUAUUGCAAACACAACCUGAGAGUAUUGGCGAAAAAGCAAAGAAACAUCCUGCCGAACAGGACUGCAAUGAAAUGCUCAUGGAUGCUGGAAUUCAGAGAAGAAGCGAUAAUACAUACAGAAAUAUACAUGACUCUAUACCAGACGCCGAUAGUGUAGUGGAAUAAAAAUAAUACAGUUGAAAAGCUGCUAACAUUGUCGGAAGACUUGUUACAUGUACAUCUUAUUUCUACUCGUAAUAAGCAUACUGCAUAGAAUGUUUUAAUUAGUCACAUUUGACAAUUAAUUGUAAAAUAAUCUGAUUCACGAGUCGACAAUCAAGUGUUUUUGUAAAUCAAGUUCAAGUCAUUUGGAAGUAUACUUUAUCACACUGAAUUACCAGCAACCGUUCAUUUUUACUUCUUAUAUUUGUUAAAAGAGAGGCGAAAGAUACCAAAUGAAUAUUCAAUUUCACAAAAACUGGUAUGGAUUAACAUGUAUUUAGACUGACUGAAAUUUAGAGAUAUAAGGUGUUGUAUAGAAGUUUCAUGAUGUUUAGGAA
Messenger RNA from Mytilus trossulus (common blue mussel), 1988 nucleotides. RefSeq lists its product as uncharacterized. Lineage: Eukaryota; Metazoa; Mollusca; Bivalvia; Mytilida; Mytilidae. The transcript is spliced from 5 exons. The record is from RefSeq and is a predicted model, not a curated record. Bases 37 to 1614 code for a protein of 525 amino acids.